Molecule: messenger RNA, 3284 nt
Organism: Annulohypoxylon truncatum
Lineage: Eukaryota; Fungi; Ascomycota; Sordariomycetes; Xylariales; Hypoxylaceae
Product: ankyrin
Exons: 1
Coding region: 270-3245 (991 amino acids)
Cellular component (GO): nucleus; cytoplasm
Molecular function (GO): protein binding
Source: RefSeq, a predicted model, not a curated record
GUCGUCAUUCUCAGCCUUUAGCUUUGAUUCUAGUGUGAUCUGUGUAAUGUAAUCUUCAAACGCGUUGAACGCGACGUCUAAUCUUACUUUACACGACUGCAAUUACAACUACCACUACCACAACAACGACCACGACAACGACAACGACAACCACGAAUACAACUGCAACCACGACUGCAUUUACAGCUACAACUACACGUGCUACACCAUAUCGACAUUCUCCAUGAGAGAUCGACGGCCAUUCAUGUGGGAAUCUAACAAAAUCGAAGAUGCCUUCUAUCCUCAGUCUCCCGGUAGAGAUCAUAUCAUACGUGACGCGUGACCUGGAUAUCCAGGACCUGUCCGCCUUCUCAAGGUCUUGCCGUGCCAUCUGUGGCAUUGUCUCACCCCAGCUAUAUCGCCUCGUCAAGGAUGAGGCCUCCCUUAUGUGCUGGGCCGUCGACGAAGGCCACAUAGGUACCGUCGAACGUCUGCUCGUAGCCGGCGCAAAUCCCAAUAUUGCCUGGGUUCAAACUUCGACCCGGUCGACCGUGCUCACCGUUCUCGAAGCUUGUAAACCAUCCACACGCCUCUUCAACUCUUCUCGCCGUUACGGUUCCGAGCCCCCGUUCGAUAGGAUACACGUAUCUACCGAUCCCGACGACUCGGACUCGAUGAUAUCUUUCUCUUCGUCCGAAGACGACGAUGACGACGACGAUAGCUACUACUACUAUGACAGCGAUCUAGAGUCGGAGGUUAGGAGCAAGAGUUACGAAAACCAUGGCGAUCUCGCGAGCCAUUAUUACUGGAUGCCCCUUCACAUCGCCGCGCGUUGGGGAAACGACAAGAUCGUCGAUCUUUUGCUAAAGUACGGCGCGGACGUCAAUGCCUUGUCAAGAGGUUUCUGCAAUUGCAUCCUCCCCAAGGAGGGUCCUCGCAUGUUCUUGGGCGCGGACCCCGUCACGCCAAUCUGGACGCCUCUGCAUACCGCCAUCUGCCACGGCCACGAGUCGACCGCGCGACUUUUGAUAUCUAGAGGGGCUUCGAUCAACGUAUCGCCGAGACUGCUGGGUUCCGAUCCUCGCCAUAUCACUGCUCUUCACGCGGCUUGCUAUUCCGAUCUGGUUUCCGUAUCCCGCUUCCUCAUAGACGAGGGAUAUCAAACCGACGUCGACGUCCAAGACCAUGCCGGCAGCACGCCUCUAAGCUAUGCGUACUUCGCCGGUAAUUGGCGUUCGAUCGACUUCCUGGUGGAGAUGGGCGCCUCGCUCAACGCCACACUGGGUCCUUUCACGCUCCUCAAACACGCGUGCUACGAGGAUCGCUUUGCCGAAGCCCUUAGGUUUAUCGAACUAGGCGUGGACAUCGCCGCUUCUUUCGAGCCUUCCGGCAAAGCCGAGUCUAUACUACACUGCUGUUGCAUGCCCGUCCGGCCGAGCCGGAGCCCUCUCUAUCACCGCGAGUCCUGCCAGGAACAUCUGAGGACGGAAGUCGUCCGAACCGUAAUCAAGGCCGGUGCCGAUUUGGAAGUUAGGGAUAAAGAUAUGAUGACGCCGCUCAUGAAAGCCGCUCUUGUCAACGUCGACGGCGUCGUCCGGGUUCUUCUCGACGAAGGCGCGGAUAUCGACGCGCGAGACGACGUGGGCGACACGGCGCUGCUGAAAGCUUGCAGGCCGUCGGGGAUGUUCGGUAUGCGUCCCGAAGGAGCGAUGCUGCGCACGGUAGAGGCGUUGCUCGAACGCAUCCCGCCGAAUACCGACAUGUUCGACGCCCUCGAGAGGGUCUGCGGGUCGUGCGGGCCUAGCAGCGACAAGGCCGAGGCGGUGCGGCUGCUCGUCCACCACGGAGGACCCGCCACCCUCGAACCGAAGGGCGCUCACCUGUUGCUCACGAGAGCGCUGAUAUCGGAUAACGUGGGGCUCUGCGACACGUUGCUGGAGUGCGGAUCUAGAGAGCCUACGCCUUCGGAGAUCGAGGUCAUGAUCGACAAGAUAAUCGCGCAAGACAACUCGUUAGCUCUCGAAUACAUGCUCAAAUUUCCUCACGGGCGCGAGAUAUUGUUGAGCCCGAGCCGACUUCUCGACACGAUCAAGAAGGGGAAGUCCGAUUGCGCGUUGUCCUUAAUCGACGCCGGCGCCCCUGUAUGCUACCAUUCCGACGACGACGAGAGUUGCUUGAUAGAAGCCUGCAAGCUAGAAGACCCAGACGUCGCCGAACUCCUUCUCCAAAGCGGGGCAGAUCCGAACGAGCCCGUCGGCGGCAUCUUUGCCCUAACAUACCCGAUCCUGAACGAGAAUCUCGUUAUGGUCGAGCUGCUCCUCGAUCACGGCGCAGACAUGCACGAGCAUCACACCGGUACCGAGGACGACGGCCGGACCUUUGGCCCGCUCGAUCUCGCCAUCUUUUUUGGUUUAAUCGAUGUCGUGGAGACGAUGGUCAAGCACCCGAGCUUCUUGGACGCGACUAAAGAGGAGCGCGCCGCCCACCUACAGAUGGCCUGCUGCGCGGAUCCCGCCGCGUACGGCAACGGCUCCAUACUCGAAAUUCUGCUGGACGAGGGUAAUCUGAACGCGAAUGUGGUAUUCACUAGAGAAAACAUGACGCCGUUACACAUUUCAAUAGCGCUAAAUAGGCUAAAUUCGAUCGAAUACCUCCUUCAUGCCGGCGCUGACAUGCACUACUAUCUUCGCCCAGCCGAACCUCCUGUACAGACCCGCCUAUCGAAUACGUUCGAAGGAUCGACGCCGUUAGAGUGGGCGAUCCUUAACGCCCCUAUCGAAGCCGUCAAAGCACUGGUAUACCACUGCUGCAAACGGGAACCAUUCACGGACGAGCCCGAGACGAUGCUGCGUUACGUCCGAGCCGCCUGUCGCAGACACAACCCCGAGAUAAUGCAGUUCGUAACCUAUAUGGGCCUCGAUCCCUACAUUUUCGACGAGGAAGGCAACUCGUUUCCCUCCAUCUUUUGUCAGACGAUCGAUAAAAUCUGGCCUUUAGAAGAACCCGACUGGCCGGCGGCGACAAUUGCCGCUAGAUCAGCCAAGUGCAUCGUCAUCCUACUCGGGUAUCAAGACCGCGACCUACAUAAGAAGAACGCUAAAGGCGUGUCCACCUUAGACCACAUCCGCCGCAUGAUGACCUACGAGGGACCGAGCGAGUUCCAUCAGGAGGUCGCAAAGUGGUGGAAUAGAGAGUUGAUCCUCGACGACGAAAUAGGAGUGCGUACGAGAUCGAAUGGUCUGUCUGAAGCUCCUUGGCCGCCUUAACGAAUUUCCAGACGCUCAUCCGACUGAAAUCCGACUGAG